GCGUGGUGAAUAUCCUCAAAGGGAAAUCAAACCAGGGCAACAUCACAGAGAGAUCCCCGCUGCUGAGAUUCUCUCAAGAUGAGAGUAUGACCUACAUGACCGUCCACGACCCCGACUACGCGGGGGAGGCGUGGGAGGCCAGCGGCGUGGACGUGGAGAAGCGCUUCCGCCUCGGCAGCGAGGUCAACAGCCUGUCCCUGUCGCGGUCAGCCUCCUCGGAGAAACACGACCCGCUGGACUUCAGCCUCAACCUCAAACUCAUCAGCAACGUCAAGUGCUGCUUCAAGAUCUCCAAAGUCACCUGCAUGUUCGUCAUCGUUGUGCUCUGCAGCUUGUUCUUCAGUAUGUAUCCUGACAGAGACAACCCCACAAGGAUGCUGGCCGUCUCCUCCACUGAAAGCUUCUUAAUGAACAUGACCGAUUUCCGUGACAACGCGCUGCUGAAGCUGCAGGUGGGCGGGCCCUUCACGGGACGGAUGGUGGAUCCGACCAAUCAGGAGUUCAUCCUGGUCCAGGUGGAGCAGACAGAGGAGGUGGGGCCACGCAGGAGGAGAGGCCAACAGGUGAUUCAUAACUGGACCAUACCGCUACACAGCGAACGAAAUGAGCAAGUCCUCAUGACAAAGACGUUUGAAAUGCUCAGCAGCGGGCCGGUGGUGGUGAGUGUGCAGGCUUUCCUCCAGGACAGCUCGGUGGUGCCCCUCUCCCUGACCCACCAGGCGCUCUACGUCAACGUGGAGACGCAGGUUGCCAUCGCGGCCUUCAUCCUCACCGGGGUCUACAUCCUCAUCAUCUUUGAGGUCGUCCAUCGCACUCUGGCCUCCAUGCUGGGCUCCCUGGCGGCGUUAGCUGCCCUGGCUAUCAUUGGAGAUAGGCCCAGCUUGGUGACAGUGGUGGAGUGGAUCGACUACGAAACUCUCGCCCUGCUCUUUGGAAUGAUGAUAUUGGUGGCCAUUUUCUCAGACACAGGCUUUUUUGACUACUGUGCGAUGAAGGCCUACCAGCUGUCCCGAGGAAGAGUGUGGCCCAUGAUCAUGAUCCUCUGCCUCAUCGCGGCCAUCCUCUCUGCCUUCCUGGACAACGUCACCACCAUGAUGCUGUUCACGCCCGUCACUAUCAGGUUGUGCGAGGUGCUGAACCUGGAUCCAAGACAUGUCCUGAUUGCAGAAGUCAUCUUCACCAACAUCGGAGGGGCAGCCACAGCUGUGGGAGACCCCCCCAACGUCAUCAUCGUCUCCAAUCAGGCGCUGCGCAAGGAGGGGAUCGACUUUGCGGGCUUCACGGGGUACAUGUCCCUGGGGAUCGUCCUGGUCCUCGUCACCUCCUUCCCUAUGCUUCGCCUGCUAUACUGGAACAAGAAGCUCUACAACAAGGAGUCCAGCGAGAUCGUUGAGCUGAAGCAUGAGAUCCUGGUGUGGCGGCAGACGGCCCAGCGGAUCAACCCCGCGAGCCGCGAGGAGACGGCCAUCAAGUGUCUCCUGAUGCAGAAGGUCCUGAACCUGGAGAGCGCGCUGCGUAACAUGAUGAAGACCUUCCAGAGAGAAAUAUCCCAGGAGGAUAAGAACUGGGAGCAGAACAUUAAGGAGCUUCAGAAAAAGCACAGGAUAACCGACACGGUUCUGCUGGUCAAGUGUGUCUCCGUCCUCGCCGUCGUCAUCUUCAUGUUCUUCCUCAACUCCUUCGUUCCCAGCAUCCACCUGGACCUCGGCUGGAUCGCCAUCCUGGGUGCGCUGUGGCUGCUGGUCCUGGCAGACAUCCAGGACUUUGAGAUCAUCCUGCAUCGCGUCGAGUGGGCCACGCUGCUCUUCUUCGCCGGUCUCUUCGUUCUGAUGGAGGCCUUGGCUCAGCUGCAGCUCAUCGACUACAUAGGAGUGCAGACAGCUCUUCUGAUCAAGGCCGUGCCAGAAGACCAGCGUCUGGCCAUAGCCAUCAUCCUGGUGAUGUGGAUCUCUGCCCUGGCCUCCUCGCUCAUAGACAACAUCCCCUUCACCGCCACCAUGAUUCCAGUUCUCAUCAACCUGAGUCAGGACGAGGAUGUCAACCUCCCCAUCAAACCUCUCAUCUUCGCACUUGCCAUGGGGGCCUGUCUGGGAGGAAACGGAACGCUGAUCGGCGCCUCGGCGAACGUGGUGUGUGCUGGCAUCGCAGAGCAGCACGGCUACGGGUUCUCCUUCAUGGAGUUCUUCAGGUUGGGCUUCCCCAUGAUGAUCAUGACGUGUGUGAUCGGCAUGUGCUACCUGCUUGUUACCCACAUCGGCCUGGGCUGGAACCUGUGAGCGGGCUGCACAUACACAGAGACGCUGUGGAUGCAAAUUAAUGUGUGUGUGUGUGUGUGUC
Gadus chalcogrammus (walleye pollock) is the source of this 2337-nucleotide messenger RNA. RefSeq names its product oculocutaneous albinism II (gene oca2). The record is from RefSeq and is a predicted model, not a curated record. Bases 87 to 2276 code for a protein of 729 amino acids. Lineage: Eukaryota; Metazoa; Chordata; Actinopteri; Gadiformes; Gadidae. The transcript has 22 exons. Gene Ontology annotation, biological process: melanocyte differentiation; transmembrane transport; melanin biosynthetic process. Gene Ontology annotation, cellular component: melanosome membrane.